Messenger RNA from Lytechinus variegatus (green sea urchin), 2767 nucleotides. Its product is annotated as MFS-type transporter SLC18B1-like. Lineage: Eukaryota; Metazoa; Echinodermata; Echinoidea; Temnopleuroida; Toxopneustidae. Gene Ontology annotation, molecular function: transmembrane transporter activity. The record is from RefSeq and is a predicted model, not a curated record. The transcript has 13 exons. Gene Ontology annotation, biological process: transmembrane transport. Bases 467 to 2377 code for a protein of 636 amino acids.
GCAUUCCUUCCUGGUCUUGUCCGCUCCCUAGUGGAAAACCGCCUUAAAGUACUAUAGGAAGUUGGAAACGGAACAAUGAAUAGGACGUUUGAAUAGGAAACGGGAAGAGAGAGAGGAGAGAGUGGUUCGUUGAGUGUCGAGUAGUAAAAACCUGGCAAAAACUUUUUUAUCACGUUUACAGGGAAACUGCUCUAUCGUUUGCUGCAAUUAAUUUGAUAAGCCACUAUAGGUAAAAAUGAUAAAUUAAAAAUGGAAAAUUGGCAAUGUAAUGUUGGCUUUCUUCAGAAAGCCAAAGUCUCCCGCAAAAUGACAAUAAAUUCAACCAAAGCAAGAAAGUAAACUACGGAUAUUUAAUGAUUCAGUAAGGUCGAGAAAUCUCUAGGUUUAUCGUGAGACCCAUUCAGAUCCGUACCCGAUGUAGCUAGAGAUGUUUCUUGUUUGAAUCAAGCUGAACCAAUAAGGUAUCAUGGAUCUGAAUAUUCAGCGAAACGCACAUUUUCCUCACCAAUCAGAGUUGACGGAAGGCAAUGAACUACCUGAUGGAAAAGCCAUUGGCCAAUCAAAGAGCAGAGCUUCACCCGUCAAUUCUGAACAAAUGGACCAAUCGGAAGAAAGCGCCAAUGACCUUUCCAAAGUGAGCAAUAAUCUGUCCAAAUCGCCUUCUCCAUCUAUACGUACAAAGGAUAAAAUUUGUUUAGCAAUAGAUAGAACUACUAUUACUAGUGAGCACGAAUCCACCGACACUACAGCUCCGGAAUCUCCAAAUAAAGUGCAUACAUGCAAUUCAGAUAUCCAUGAAAAAUAUAAAGAGGUUUCAAGUUGCGAGUCGACCCGUCCCCAGUCAAGUUCUCCAUCUCUAUCGCUCCUGAUAUCUGACCAAUCAAGAACUACCAUUCGAAACAUUAACCAAUCGGAGGACUCCAGUUUGCUGAUUGGACCUGUUGAUAGUGGGAUAAACCAUGAUGAGCAUAACGGGAAUGGCAGUGAAGGUAGUUAUCAGAGGGAUGAAAGAAGUAAGAGUGUAUCCGAAGAAGAGGACUCGAAGGAGUCUCCAAAGCUUACCAAGACUCAAGUUCUUGCCUUCUUCAGUCUGGCUAUCUCCAUCUUCCUGGAUCAAGUCUCUUUUUCGGUUUUGGCGCCUUUCUUUCCAAGAGAGGCAAAGGACAAGGGUGUUUCGGGUUUACAGAUUGGUUUCAUCUUUGGUGCCUUCGCUCUCGUCAAUGUUAUCUUCUCACCAAUAUUUGGAAAAUUUCUUCCUAAACUUGGUGCAAAAUUCACCUUCGUUUCCGGGGUUUGGAUAGUAGCCGGAUGCAACAUCCUAUUUGGAUUUUGUGACGAAAUAUCUUCCACUUUAACGUUUAUAAUUUUCUGUUACGUCGUCCGCUGUACCGCAGCUUUGGGUACCGCUGCGGCCGUGACCGCGUCAUUCACCAUAGCCGCUCAGACGUUUCCUGGUCAUGUUGCUCAAACAAUAGGUUUAAUGGAGACUUUUGGUGGUCUUGGAUACAUGAUUGGUCCUGUCAUUGGUGGUUUCCUCUAUGAGGUUGGAGGCAACGAUUACAAGAUUCCAUUUAUAGUACUUGGAUGCGCUGACUUGGUGUGUGUUGUACUCAGCUUAGCGUUGCUGCCCCCAAUAGUUAGUGAGGACAUGAAAACUGGUUCCAUUUCCGAUUUCCUUCGCAUCCCGUCUGUCUGGCCCGUCGGGCUAAGUAUCUUCGUUGGGAGCGCAUCCUUUGGGUUUUUGGACCCCACCCUCUCCCUUCACGUGGAGCAGUUCACACAGAGUGCUAUGGUAGUGGGUCUACUCUUCUUGCUGUCCGGAGGAUGCUAUGCUUUAAGCUCACCUUUCUGGGGUUGGAUGGCGGAGAAACUGAAUAUAUCUCGUUUAAUGGUAAUAAUUGGAACUAUAAUGAGUGGAGGAGCUUUUCUUUUGAUGGGACCGUCGCCCCUCCUGAAUCUUCCAAAUGAGCUGUGGAUUAUUUGCCUGAGCUUGGCCCUAUGUGGCAUCUUCCUCUCAGCUUCUGUCAUUUGCUCUUUCAAUGAUUAUCUUACCUCAGCGAUGAAGAAUGGUUUUCCAGAUGAUAUGAGCACCCAGGCAGUCGUUUCCGGGAUUUUCUCGAGUUUAUUAGCUCUUGGGAAUUUCGUUGGACCGUCUAUAGGUGGCGUGGUUGUACAUUUGUAUAGCUUUAAUUGGUCUGCAACCGUCAUCGGUGGCAUACAGAUUGGCGUAGCAAUCAUAGUGGCCCUUUUCACUCUAGGCGAAUUCUGCUUUCAACAAAGAAGACCAACACCAUUAACAACCCAGAUAAUGCCCUCUGUUAAUCAGGACGAUUUAGUUAAAGACAGCAUGGAGCCCCUCCUUAAAGGACAUGUUUAACCAACCUAAAUCACGAAUGGAAUGUUUCACUUUGUAGUAUACGCAAGGGCUAGCAUGAAAGAAACAUUCACCAGCGACAAAUUGAGGAUGGGGGGGGGCAACAUCCCAUUUGGAUGAUAAAAGAAUAGUGGUCUGAUUGAUAUUUAUUUGCAUCUCGUCUCUGUUUAUUCUCUCAAUAUAAUCUGAUUAGGGAGAAGAUUUCAAUAAUUAUACCAAUAUAAUAAACUAAAUAUCAAGCGUGCUCAACGUCGCUCAUUUCAGUACAGCUAUGGAUGUAAUGGGUAUUUUUCAUUAUCAUUUUGGUCAUAAUUUUAUAACACAUUUUUUUAUCUACGAUAUACCAAACGAUCGCAGCGUUUUACAGUAUUCGCUCUACAGUGCGUCCCAGAA